This is a messenger RNA of Meleagris gallopavo (turkey), 1377 nucleotides long. The record is from RefSeq and is a predicted model, not a curated record. NCBI's taxonomy places the organism in Eukaryota, Metazoa, Chordata, Aves, Galliformes, Phasianidae.
UCAGCCGCCGACCCCCUCCUCAAACGGACCCCCAUCACCCUCCCGGAUCCCUUCGAACUCGACCACAACGUCACCUCCAACGUCAGCCCCAGAGCAGCUCUUCGUUGGGGCCAAAGCUGCCGAGCGGCCGCCAAAUAUUGCCGCAGCCUUCAGUACAGCCACAAAUCCACCAAGGGUCGCUCCUGGGGUUUGCUGCGUCUCUUCCAACCCGGCGCCGUGGAACCGGGAGCCGGGGGGGGCUCAGUUUUCCUCAUCCCCAUCCCCCUGGAUGCUGCUGUUGCCGGUGCUGGGUUGAAGGAGGUCCGUGCCGCCGUCCUCUUCGUGCUGAGGGACGUCCUGCGGUGCCUUGUGGGGCCCAGGGGGGAAAGGGGGGUGGGGGAGAACGGGGUGGGCUGUGGGCUCUUGGAGGGCUCCCAAUGCCUGGAGGAGCCCGAAGGAGAUCCUACGGUUGACCUCAAACUUUUGGGAGUUCCUGGAAUGGGUUCCGGUCUCUUGGAGGAUUCUGAACUUUUGGAGGAUCCCAAAUUGCAAGACUCCAAAGUCACGGGAGCUCUUGGAACGGAUCCCAAAUUCUGGGAGGACCCCAAAGGUUUGGCAGCUCCUGGAACGGACCCAAAAGUCUUGGAGGAUCCCGAAGGUUCAGGGGACCCCAAAUUGCAAGACCUCAAAGUCAAGGGAGCUCUUGGAAUGGACCCCAAAGUCUUGGAGGACCCCAAAGGUUUGGCAGCUCCUGGAACGGACCCAAAAGUCUUGGAGGAUCCCAAAGGUUCUGGGGACCCCAAAUUGCAAGACCUCAAAGUCAAGGGAGCUCUUGGAACGGAUCCCAAAUUCUGGGAGGACCCCAAAAUCCUGGAGGACCCCAAAUUGCAAGACCUCAAAGUCAUGGGAGCUCCUGGAAUGGCCCCCAAACCCCUGGAGGAGGACCCCAAAUUCUUGGACCCCAAACUCAUGGAUGUUUCAGGCAUGGAUCCCAACGUCCCGGAGCUGCACCCACCGGUGGGUUCCAAACGUCCCCAACCCAAAGGGACGAAUGGCACCGCAGCCCCGGCCGCCAAACGGCAGCGGGUGAAUGACCCCGAGGAGGAGGAGGAGGAGGAGGAGGAGGAGGAGGAGGAGGAAGCAGCGCGUUGGAGCUGCACCGUGUGGCACCGCGUGUGGACCGGGCGGCGGCGACUCCGCCGUCAACUGCAGCACCGGGACGGCACCAGUAGGGGCCAUGGGGACACCAGUGGGCCUCAGGGUGGGGUUGGGGACACCAGUGGGCUCCAUGGGGUUGGUGGCACCAGUGGGGGCCAUGGGGACACCAGUGAGCCUCAGUGUGAGGUCCAUAUGGGUACCAGUAGGGGCCAUGGGGACACCAGUGGGCCUCAGGGUGGG